AUGGCCGAGGAUAAACCUGCUGUCAAAAAGACCAAGCUUAACAACGGAGCAGCUACCAGCACCACAGCUUCCAGAGCAACCGAUACAACCUUGCCAAUGUCUGAACGAUUUGCAGGUUACAGCUUCAAAGUCAAUGAGCCACCCAAGGAUAGACCUGUUCGUGUCUACUGCGACGGUAUCUAUGACAUGUUUCAUUUUGGACAUGCCAAAGCAUUGGAGCAAGCCAAAAAGGCCUUUCCUGAUGUUUACUUGAUGGUCGGUGUAUCCAACGAUGAGGAAACGCAUAAGCGUAAGGGUAAAACGGUGAUGAGCGACAAAGAGCGGUAUGAGGCUGUACGACAUUGUCGAUGGGUGGAUCAAGUGAUUGAAGAAGCCCCCUGGUUCGUGACCCAGGAUUUCAUCGAUAAGCACCAGAUCGACUAUGUGGCCCACGAUGCUGAACCUUAUCAAUCAAGUGAAUCCGGCGAUGUCUAUGCUUUUGUCAAGGAUCAAGGCAAAUUCUUGCCCACUCAGCGCACUGACGGCAUUUCUACCUCGGAUCUCAUUACUCGCAUUGUGCGUGAUUAUGAUGCUUAUUUACGUCGCAAUCUUGAGCGAGGUGUGAGUGCCAAGGAUCUCAACAUUUCAUAUUUGAAGGAACAAGAAAUCAAGACCAAGAAGUCCAUCGAUGAUCUAAAGAAGACCAUAAAGUCAGCUGUAUUGGAUCAACUCGACAAUUGGGAAAGCCAAAGUCAUGAUUUUAUUCGUGGUUUUGCUGGCAUGUUUGGAGCAGAAACGGUGGUGGAUCGAUUUUUGCAAAAGCGCAAAAGAGCCCUUGGAAGCAAGAGUAACAGCAGCUCACCAGCACCCAGUGUCAGUAGUCAAAGCAGCGCCCACAGCGAAACCGAUAGCAACAGCAACAAUCACAAAGUAGACGAACAACUCAAGCACUAA
This is a messenger RNA of Lichtheimia ornata, 933 nucleotides long. RefSeq lists its product as uncharacterized. Bases 1 to 933 code for a protein of 310 amino acids. Gene Ontology annotation, biological process: CDP-choline pathway. Gene Ontology annotation, cellular component: nuclear envelope. NCBI's taxonomy places the organism in Eukaryota, Fungi, Mucoromycota, Mucoromycetes, Mucorales, Lichtheimiaceae. Gene Ontology annotation, molecular function: phosphatidylcholine binding; choline-phosphate cytidylyltransferase activity. The record is from RefSeq and is a predicted model, not a curated record. The transcript has 6 exons.